AUGCCAGCAAUCUUGACCCCAGAAACCCUCCUAGAACCCGCCUUGGUGCGCCGCACUGCCCCAACUGCGGCUCCAAAUGCAACUACUGCAGCUUUAGAAGUUGUAUGCGCAUGGCCAGUGUCCGGCCAGUACGGACCUGGCACCCGAUAUUUGUAUCACCCCCCCUUCCGUGUCCUCAGCAAGAUAGCAUCCCCUGACCCCGGCAGAUACUACGUCCUAAUCGCCGCCUGUGUAUUUGCCCGCAAGGCCGAGUUCAUUCGUAAUGCUUGCUUAGCUGCUGUGUUACUCUUCCCUGCUGUGGCUGCGUUGCAUGGGAUUGUCCUCGCAUCGCUCCACGUCGAUGGAGCGGUCGAUAUGGAUGUGUACGGAGCUUUUCAGCUGUGCGCUAUCGGGAUUCUGACAGCACCAGCAACAGUAAGACUUUCGGCCACAUAUUUCCACAAUCCGGGCCGCGAAAUCAUAUUCUUAUGGACAGGCCUCCUCCUUGCGGGACUCCUCAGUUUGACCGUAGAAUUCAUUCGCCUCUCCCAACCACUUGCCCUGCAGACGACCCGGCCUCUGUUUCCUGGAAGAAAGCAGGGGAAUUUCUCUACGGAAGUUCAUGCGGCAUGGUUUCUGGAUUUUAACACCGCCACUUUACUCGCGGCCGCCUGCUGUGUCCCGGCUAUCUUGUCCUUGGUCUCGAUGUGGAUCAAGAUUCUGGACGACAGGUGGGAUCAGAUCUCUGGUACAAAGCGGUUAAAGAAGGAGAAUGAGCCUAUUGAAGGCACCAACGGAGCUACUCCAAUCCAAAUGUCAGGGAUCGCAACCAAGAUCCGCGAGUGGCUAAGGCUGAUAGAGAUCCCCGUCUUUGCUGCUGGGGUCCUAGCGAUCCUCGUCAAGGGGGAGAUGAACUUCUGGAGCGCUCCAGUGAAUUAUCAAACGGAACCCAUGUCCAGUGUCGGUCAAUGGGCGCCCGUCGUUGGUACCGGUCUUGCUAUAGUCGGCUCGCUUUAUCUUCUUUUUGCCGCUGAAAUGGAUAAGGAAGACAAGCCUUCGAAAAACCCCGUGCCACCCUGUCCCACCUGCGGUGGUGAUGAGAUGUACCGAGACAGGUUGGGAUCAACGAGCUCUGGGCCUUCCUCUAGGGAUAGUGAUCAAGAAGCCACGGUUGAGAUGGAGGAGACUGUUUCUUAUCCAUCAUUUCCGAAACUGAGUCAAAUCACAACUCUGCCCGGAGAAGAUGACCCAGGGGGACGGCGAACCGUGGCACGGUUCUUCAAUGCAGCUAGUGGCUACCUCGCCACCAAAGCGCACACUAACUUCGAAGAGAAUGGGUUCGAGGUAAACGAGAGAACUACAUUCCCUGAGGUCCCAGCCGAGAGCUUUCGCAAUGAGCACUACCAGGAUAUGAAGAAUAUCUUCGAAAGCACUCCGAUCACUCGAUCCAGAGCGACAAGCUUUGUCGGCAGUGAAUAUUCUAAUGGUGAAGGCAGCUCUAGGACGCCCCGCGAGACUCCCAAUCGCCAGCUCUCGUUACCUGUACGAUCUCCGAAGCCGGCUUUUAUUCGCCGGCCCCAUUCAAAGACCCUUCCUUCUCGUUCGAAUUCGUUCGAGGUCCCCAGCUUUGUAGAUCGUGGAGCGUUUACCAGUUCGCCGACCUCGGAUCGAUCGUCACCAGAACCACAGCAUGGUACAUCGGACCCGUCUAUAGCAGAAAGUCUUCCUGCAACACCACGAGUUGGGCCCCCAACAACGCCAACAAUAGUUGUCUCGGAUCCACUUGACUGA
Penicillium chermesinum is the source of this 1770-nucleotide messenger RNA. RefSeq lists its product as uncharacterized. The record is from RefSeq and is a predicted model, not a curated record. The transcript has 4 exons. The coding region runs from base 1 to 1770 and encodes 589 amino acids. Lineage: Eukaryota; Fungi; Ascomycota; Eurotiomycetes; Eurotiales; Aspergillaceae.